Molecule: messenger RNA, 874 nt
Organism: Lepidothrix coronata (blue-crowned manakin)
Lineage: Eukaryota; Metazoa; Chordata; Aves; Passeriformes; Pipridae
Gene: APOF
Product: apolipoprotein F
Exons: 1
Biological process (GO): cholesterol metabolic process
Source: RefSeq, a predicted model, not a curated record
GCCGAGGCCGAGGCCGAGGCGCUGGGGCUGGCACGGGAGCUGGGCACCCCCACGGCCGCGGCGCUGCUGCGGGGGCUGGCGCGGGUGCGGGGAGCCCCGGCCCCCCAGCCCCUGUCCCUGCUCCUCCUCAGCCUGGCGCGGCCGGGGGGCUCUGCCCGUGCGGAUCCCACCCCGCUCCGGACUCCUGCACCCAGCGCCCAGCCCACGGCACCCUCGGCGGGGAGGGUCCCCAGGGCCCGGCUGUCCCUGUGCCACCGCCUGUCCCGGCGCCGGCGGGAGGACGAGGGUGAAGCUGAGGACGCCUGCAACCCGCCGGGGGAGCAGGAAGCCCACCGGGUGCUGGAGUGGGUGCCGGGCGUCAGCAUCUUCUACAACCUGGGCACCAGCAUCUACUUCGCCUUCCAGGGCUGCGGGGCCGUGGCCUCGUCGCGGGCGCUGGAGGCCACCGAGGACCUGGGCUACGCCGGGCUGGCCGCGCUCACCGGGAGCCUCGGCGGCCCCGUGGCCGUGGGGGUGCAGAUGGGGCUGCAGCCGGGGCUCAAGGCUGGGGUGCGGGCGCUCAUCGGGUACUUCACCUCUGCCGGGGACCCCCCGCCGGUGCCCACCGCCCACAGCGGCUCCGCCAUCAUCGUCUGAAUAAAGGCCACGUGCGGCAGCUGGCGGAGUGUCCCUGUCCCUGUGGGAUCGAUGCAGGGUCACCCUGCCUGGGGCACAGGGACCUCGGUUCCGCGCGGUGGCCUCGCUGAGCCACGUGGUGGCAGCUGCUCUGGCCCUGUCCCUGUCCUGCCCGGCGUUCCAGGCCCUGCGGCUCUGUCCCCACAGUUCUGUCCCCAUGGCCUGUCCCUGUCCCCACAGUUCUGUCCCCAUGGCCUGU